ACAGGCGCGGGGCGAGGCCGGCGUCGCGGCCCUGCUGGUGGGGUUCGCGGCUGUGGGAGGCGCUGGGGGGAUGGCGGUGGAGACCCUGUCCCCGGACUGGGAGUUCGACCGCGUGGACGACGGCUCGCAGAAAAUUCAUGCUGAAGUUCAACUUAAGAAUUAUGGGAAAUUUCUUGAGGAUUAUACGUCACAAUUGAGAAGAAUUGAGGAUGCCCUGGACGAUUCAAUUGGAGAUGUUUGGGAUUUCAAUCUUGAUCCUAUAGCACUAAAGCUUUUGCCUUAUGAACAGUCUUCCCUGUUGGAACUGAUAAAGACUGAAAACAAGGUCUUAAACAAAGUCAUUACUGUUUACGCUGCACUUUGUUGUGAAAUCAAGAAAUUAAAAUAUGAGGCUGAAACUAAGUUUUAUAAUGGUCUCCUGUUUUAUGGAGAAGGAGCUACAGAUACCAGUAUGGUGGAAGGUGAUUGCCAGAUUCAAAUGGGGAGAUUUAUUGCAUUUUUACAGGAACUGUCUUGCUUUGUCACGAGGUGCUACGAAGUGGUGAUGAAUGUAGUCCAUCAGCUGGCUGCCCUCUACGUCAGUAACAAGGUCGCACCCAAAAUUAUAGAGACAACUGGAGUUCAUUUUCAGACAAUGUAUGAACACUUGGGAGAACUGCUAACAGUUUUGCUCACCCUGGAUGAGAUUAUUGAUAAUCACAUCACUCUGAAAGACCACUGGACCAUGUACAAAAGGUUAAUGAAAUCUGUCCAUCACAACCCUUCAAAAUUUGGAAUUCAGGAAGAAAAACUAAAGCCAUUUGAAAAGUUUCUGCUGAGGCUGGAAGGACAGUUGCUUGAUGGGAUGAUAUUCCAGGCCUGUAUAGAACAGCAGUUUGAUUCUCUCAAUGGAGGAGUACCUGUGUCCAAAAAUAGCACUUUUGCUGAAGAAUUUGCACAUAGUCUUCGCUCGAUUUUUGCAAAUGUAGAAGCCAAACUUGGAGAACCUUCAGAAAUUGACCAGAGGGACAAGUAUGUUGGAAUCUGUGGACUCUUUGUACUGUACUUUCAGAUAUUUCGAACUGUUGAUAAAAAGUUUUAUAAGUCUUUAUUGGACAUUUGUAAGAAGGUACCGGCCAUCACUCUAACUGCUAAUAUUAUUUGGUUUCCUGAUAAUUUUCUGAUCCAGAAAAUACCAGCAGCUGCCAAACUUCUAGACAGAAAAAGUCUCCAAGGCAUUAAAAUACACAGGGACACUUUCCUGCAGCAGAAGGCUCAGGCACUUACCAAAGAUGUGCAAUCUUACUACGUCUUUGUGAGCUCAUGGAUGAUGAAAAUGGAAUCAAUUUUAUCUAAAGAGCAAAGAAUGGAUAAGUUUGCUGAAGACCUCACCAACAGAUGUAAUGUUUUCAUACAGGGCUUCCUUUAUGCCUAUAGCAUUAGUACCAUUAUUAAGACCACGAUGAAUCUCUACCUGUCCAUGCAGAAGCCAAUGACCAAGACCUCGGUGAAGGCCUUAUGCAGACUUAUUGAACUUCUCAAGGCAAUAGAGCAUAUGUUCUACAGGAGAAGCAUGGUUGUGGCGGACUCAGUGUCGCAUGUAACACAGCACCUUCAGCACCAGGCUCUUAAUGCUAUUUCUGUAGCCAAGAAAAGAGUAAUUUCUGACAAAAAAUAUAGUGAACAGCGUCUCGAUGUGCUCUCUGCUCUAGUUCUGGCGGAAAACACCCUAAAUGGACCAAGCACAAAGCAGCGACGUCUCAUUGUGUCUCUGUCGCUCAGCGUGGGCACGCAGAUGAAAACAUUUAAAGAUGAAGAACUCUUUCCCCUUCAAGUAGUCAUGAAGAAGCUGGACAUCAUCAGCGAACUCAGAGAGCGAGUGCGGGUGCAGUGUGACUGCGGCUUUCUGUACUGGCAUCGAGCUGUCUUCCCGAUCUACCUGGAUGAUGUGUAUGAAAGCGCUGUCGAUGCGGCUAGAUUACAUUACAUGUUCAGUGCCCUGCGAGACUGUGUGCCCGCUAUGAUGCACUCCAGGCAUUUGGAGUCCUACGAGGUCCUGCUGGAUUGCUACGACAAGGAGAUUAUGGAAAUUUUAAAUGAGCACCUGCUGGACAAGCUGUGCAAAGAGAUAGAGAAAGACCUGCGGCUCUCCGUGCAUACGCACUUGAAGCUCGACGACCGCAACCCUUUCAAAGUGGGCAUGAAGGACCUGGCGCUGUUUUUCUCUCUGCAUCCAAUUCGCUUUUUCGAUCGAUUUAUUGAUAUUCGAGCUUAUGUUACUCACUACCUGGACAAGACUUUCUAUAAUCUCACCACGGUAGCUCUUCACGACUGGGCCACUUACAGUGAGAUGAGAAACUUAGCCACCCAGCGCUACGGCCUGGUCAUGACGGAGGCGCAUCUUCCCAGUCAGACGCUGGAGCAGGGCCUUGAUGUUCUGGAAAUUAUGAGAAAUAUUCAUAUAUUUGUGUCUCGAUACCUCUAUAAUCUCAACAAUCAGAUUUUUAUUGAACGAACAAGCAAUAACAAACAUUUGAAUACUAUUAACAUUCGGCACAUUGCUAACUCCAUUCGAACACAUGGCACGGGCAUCAUGAACACCACAGUUAAUUUCACCUACCAGUUUUUGAAAAAGAAGUUUUACAUCUUUAGCCAAUUUAUGUAUGAUGAGCAUAUCAAAUCCAGAUUGAUUAAAGACAUUCGGUUUUUCAGGGAAGUUAAGGACCAAAAUGAUCAUAAGUACCCUUUUGAUAGAGCAGAAAAAUUCAAUCAAGGCAUCCGAAAACUUGGAAUAACACCAGAGGGACAGAGCUACCUUGACCAGUUCAGGCAACUCAUUAGCCAAAUCGGUAAUGCCAUGGGCUAUGUGCGGAUGAUAAGAUCUGGUGGUCUUCACUGUAGCAGCAGUGCCAUUAGAUUUGUGCCUGAUAUUGAAGAUAUUGUAAAUUUUGAAGAACUAGUAAAAGAAGAAGGUCUUGCAGAAGAAACGUUAAAAGCAGCAAGGCAUCUGGACUCAGUUCUCAGUGAUCACACACGAAAUUCUGCCGAAGGCACAGAGUAUUUCAAAAUGCUUGUGGAUGUUUUUGCACCAGAAUUUCGAAGGCCAAAGAAUAUACACCUCCGAAACUUCUAUAUCAUUGUGCCGCCUCUAACCCUCAACUUCGUAGAACAUUCCAUCAGUUGCAAGGAGAAACUGAAUAAAAAGAAUAAAAUCGGAGCCGCCUUUACGGAUGAUGGUUUUGCCAUGGGUGUGGCUUACAUCCUAAAGCUUUUGGAUCAGUACCAGGAGUUUGAUUCACUUCACUGGUUCCAGUCUGUGAGAGAGAAAUACUUGAAGGAGAUAAGGGCGGUUGCUAAGCAACAGAACGUGCAUUCAGCCAGUCAGGAUGAAAAGCUGCUGCAGACCAUGAAUCUCACUCAGAAGCGACUGGACGUCUAUUUACAGGAAUUUGAAUUGCUGUAUUUUUCACUGAGCAGUGCGAGAAUUUUCUUCAGAGCAGACAAGACUGCAGCUGAAGAGAACCAGGAAAAGAAAGAGAAGGAAGAAGAAACAAAAACAAGCAAUGGAGACCUAUCGGACAGUGCCGUGUCAGCGGACCCUGUUGUGAAAUGAUGCUGCUGGUGUGAGGUCAUUAGUGCGUUCCUACUUUGCCCCGAGGGAAGGAGGUCAGAAGCUGUGAUGAAUCUUUCCUGGGUCGUGUUCUGGAAAAUAUUUAGAUGUUGGAACUUACGGAGGCAGUGCUCUAAAGUGAGGUCCAUUCUGCUUCCAAAGGCUCUACUUUUUAGAGGUUGAGAACAAGAUUAUAAACUUGGAUAUUUCCCUGGACUUUGGGCUAGAACAUGCUCUUCGGAACAGUUACAUGACAGGAACUUACAGAAGAGCAAAUCCAGAUUCCUAAACGGUUGCCUCAGAUCUCUUGUGGUAUACAUGAGUGUGUGUAAUUUGGAUUGCACAGGUCUCUGGUCCCUGUUUAUCUGAACUCUUUGGAAAUUCAGUGCAUACCCUGUAUACAGCCAGUGCAUUCUUUUCGUAAAGGAGUUGCGCCUGACGUUCAUGGAGACACCGACGUGCUUCAGUAGUGUGUGCACACGGCUGUGAUGCUGGAGGGGCGCAGCGGGCUGGGCACAGUGGGAGCGAGGGCCUGCGCGGUCACUCCCGUGACGUGACUCGCAGGGCUGCGGGCCCCUCCUCUGAGCAGACACUGUAUAACCAGUUUACAUGCCUGGAGAGCAGUGCCCCUCCAACGGCUCUCUAAAUUAAAGGUGUGCUCCACGCUCAGAGGAAAUCCUGCUAAAGCCAUAGAGCCCUGCUGGAAGCGCCACUUGCAGUGAAGGCACUCUGUAUGAUAGGAGAAAAAAAUGAAUGAAUGAUUUCUACAUCCAAACUCAGGUUCUUGUGUGUCCGGUUAAACCCACAUCUUGGCGCCAGUCUGGGCAGACUCUCUAUGACAAGUAUAAUCUCAGAUCCAGGAUUAAAUAAUAAGUGCACUGGGCAGGCUGUGUAAAGAUGACCACUGUGAGAAUAAAACUCUAACAGCAUAAAUCACUUACUGAUUUUAAAAAGUGCAGAAAGAUUUUCAGUAAAUUUAAUUCCCAGCAAGCUUUUAUUUUUGUAAAGGUAUAUUAGUCAAUAAAUGGAUUAAUCACCACCUUUUCAAAAUGUAGUGAAAUGGUACUUUUACAAUGAAAAGGCAAGAUUAAAACUCUAAAUGUGAAACGAGCAUCAUCUUGGGAAGUGUUUGAUUUCUCUGUCAAGUUUGCCUGCAAACCGUUUCUGGGUAAAUCCUGCAAGGGGUUCUGCCCGGUUGGAAUUCUGACUUUGCUCUUCACUCCCAGCUUUCAGACUGGGGGUCCCCAGCUCUGUCCGUGCGCAGCGCGCAGCGCCUGGGCUCGGGGCUGCUUUCUCAGCCUGAGAUAGGCACUUUCACUGUUCAAGUCGGAAGAAACAGAACAUGUAGAAAAUGAGUUUUGUUUGUUACAGAAACAUGACAUAGAGUCAUGGACAAGGGUGGAUUAAAGGCAUCUGAUAUCUCUAACUCAUACUAACUGUAGAAAUGGCCCUAAAGCAUGCUGCAUAAUUAAUAAUUUAUAUUUUCUUUAUUAUAAAUGUUUAUAUUAAUGAUAGUGCAUUUGAUUAUAUCAAAUUAGUUACCAUUUCAUAGCAACAGUAUUGUUUUCUGAUUUUAACUUCCUAAAACUGUCCCCGUAGAGGGGAUAGCCGUUACAAUUAGAAGAGCGUCACUGGCUCUUUUCCGGAGCUCCGCGUGUCAGCCGCUGGUUUUACCAGCACCAGAGUUUUCAUGCUGAGCGACUCCCUGGAUACCUACAGUCGGGAAGAAGGUGACAGAUCACCUUACCCUUAGUUCAAAAUAGGGUCACUGGAGUGUGGAUCAGCUCGCACGAGUUCACGUAUUCACAGUAGAAGCUUCGGAGACGAAGUACGUCCGUGGCAUCAGGUGCAGAGCUGGGGGUGCUGCUGCACUCAGCCUGAGUGAGUAUCCUAGAGGAUGCUUUUCUUUGCUAACAUGGGAAUGUUAAUAUUUUUUCAGACACUGUAAUUUAAAAGUAAUGUGCGCAUUGGUUUUAGGUUCACAGAGAAAUUAACGAUGUUCAGAUUCUCAGGAGUUAAGGACUGAUCGUAGGUUUGUCAGCCCUCCUUAGAGUUCGGAAAAGAUGGCAGGUUGUUACCUCGCGUGAGUGGGGCUUUCCCCUCCUCGCUCAGUGAGUACACUGUGUAUAAGUAAAAUAUUAAUAAAUACAAUUUGAAAACUC
This is a messenger RNA of Chinchilla lanigera (long-tailed chinchilla), 5751 nucleotides long. RefSeq names its product KIAA1033 ortholog (gene Washc4). Bases 71 to 3592 code for a protein of 1173 amino acids. The record is from RefSeq and is a predicted model, not a curated record. Gene Ontology annotation, biological process: endosomal transport; endosome organization. Gene Ontology annotation, cellular component: WASH complex; endosome. The transcript is spliced from 33 exons. Lineage: Eukaryota; Metazoa; Chordata; Mammalia; Rodentia; Chinchillidae.